This is a messenger RNA of Drosophila hydei, 1487 nucleotides long. RefSeq names its product early boundary activity protein 2 (gene Elba2). Gene Ontology annotation, cellular component: nucleus. The transcript has a single exon. Bases 159 to 1361 code for a protein of 400 amino acids. Gene Ontology annotation, molecular function: transcription corepressor activity; DNA binding. The record is from RefSeq and is a predicted model, not a curated record. Gene Ontology annotation, biological process: negative regulation of Notch signaling pathway; positive regulation of neuron differentiation. Lineage: Eukaryota; Metazoa; Arthropoda; Insecta; Diptera; Drosophilidae.
CUAACUGUUAAUCCUAGAUCAUAAAAUCUCGCAGAUUGUAAAGGAGUUUUCAAGGGCAGCCAUAAUACUAGCUUAACAUAUUUUUCGCAAGGAAAAACCUUUGCAGCUGCGCAAACCUCUGGUUCUACCUGUUCAUACCUGCCGCAAAUAGAUCAAAGAUGCAUACUUUUCAUAAUUUUGUAAAUAAAAAUGGCAACGUCGAUCCAAAUCGCAUGCCAGUUCAAGACAGUACGGAGACGUGGCCAGAACAAGCUCUAACAGCAGCUUACAGAAAGCCAAAUACACAUCACCUGAAUAUUCAGCCAAAUAAUCUGAGUCAAAAUAAUUUUCUGCCAGUUCUGCCCGUUGCACCUGCGCCCUAUUCAUUUUCAUAUCAACAGUUUUUAAGUCAAUUCGCACCGAAUCUGGUGCCCUACUAUUAUACAUUAGUGAAUCCGCCUCUUAAUUAUAACUUUAACUUAGGCUACCACCAGAGUGUGGCACCUACGAUGGACGUCGAGAAAUAUAUCAACUAUGAGCUCAGCAAGCAGCAGAGUUUGAUGCGGAAACACAAUGUGCAAACGCGUCCACUAGGACAGCUUCAGUUGCCAGUUAAUCGACAGUUGUUGAUACCCAAAAAGGAGCCACAGGAGCGGCGGAUCAUCAACGUCCAGGUGGUUUCCAUGUCUGCUGCCAACUCGCGGGCACGCAAGUCAGAUAUAGAUCCAUUGCCUCCUGUUGAGGCCUCGUUCAAGGAGCGUGUGGCGAAGAUAAACAAAAGUCAACAUCAUUAUACGCAGCUCUUCGAUCGACUGACUAGCAUGCUGCAGACGUUAAAUCGACGCUACGAUGGCAAUGAACCAGAGCCAGAGCCAAAGGUUGAGUUUGAUGAAGCACCUCCGCCACCCAAGAAACGCGCUCGCCACGACAUAUCCAGCAGUUCGAGCGAAUCUCAUCAGGAGACGGAGCAUACCACAGUAACCUCACAUUACCCGCAACGCGUGCAGCUGGCAGAUGGCAGUUCGGAGUACGUGCUGGGCCCCAAUGGCACGCGCAUCAAUGCCAAGGCAUAUGGCCAAAUAUGCUGGACAAGUGCACCCGUUGCAACACGCUGUUUGCUGGCAGCCGUCUUCAGCAACGAUGAUCUGGCCACGCAUACGCUGACUGGCAAGCCGUCGCCCGCUUUCUAUGGACGUGAGCGUCCAGCCAAGAAGAUGCUGGACCAGAAUCGAGUUGAUGAUAUUGUUGUCAGUGUGCGCAAUCGCACCGGCUGCAAGGAGCGUCAUAUAAGAGCCACCAUUACCACCAAAUGCGCCGAUACGGCAAAGAAAUACAAGCGACGCGCCAAAAAGGCGCUUAAGGACAACGUCAUUGACGAAUGAUGGCAAGAUAAUAUUGAUUUAAAUAUGAUAUGGAUGUGAUCCAAGCAAAUCAACACAUAGAUAUAAGAGUCAUUACAAUAAUUGUAGACAUUCCAAUGCGAAUAAAGAUGCUCAAGAAAAAGCAAA